Elaeis guineensis (African oil palm) is the source of this 3414-nucleotide messenger RNA. Lineage: Eukaryota; Viridiplantae; Streptophyta; Magnoliopsida; Arecales; Arecaceae. The record is from RefSeq and is a predicted model, not a curated record.
CGUCACAAAUUGGACUCAGUUGGCCAGCGUCAGGAUGCUGCCGUGGGCAAGAUCCAACCUGAAUCACACAGCUCAAGCUCUCAUCAUCUCAACAGUUGCUGGUGCUGCCUACUUCAUUGUUGCAGACAAGACGGUGCUGGCAUCGGCCAGGAAGAACUCCUUCACGGAUGCUCACCUAUCCGACAAAAAGCUUGGUUCCUAAUCAAAAAAAAUGUAUUUAACUUGCUCUGAUGAUCGUGUUCUAAAAGAGCAAAGAUGUAUUGCAUGCACAUCUCAUAAUGGCUAAUAAAGAUGAGAUAGUGGUUUGGCGAGAUCGCACCAAUUAUUCUUGUGAAAUCUAAUUACUGAUAUAACAAUCCCGUUUAGCUUUUACAAAAUUUGGCCCAAAAAGAAGGCAUGAGAAACCGUCACGAGGCCUAUGGAUGGACUUCAUACAUGCGCCUGUCGAUGACUUGUAUCGCGAGGCUGCUGUUCGGCCGUCCAAUUCAUUCAGAGUAGAGCCUCGAUCCAGUUUGACCCAUGUGGCCAUGAAAAAUUUCACGAACGCUUUAUAUAUAUAUAUAUAUAUAUAUAUAUUAUAUAAACGAAAAUGAGGGACUCCAUUAGAUUUGACAGAACUAGCAGUGUAGGUCACUACUGAAUGAGAGUGUACGUUCUGUACCCAAAAAAUAAAAAAGUACGGUCCUACCUUCAGGUAACCUUUAUACAUAGACUUUAUGCCGGCUAAGGAAAAGGACAUUGUAGCAAUAACACAGUAUGAGAUACGUAGAGGCUUCAACAGCACCUUGUGUGCAGAUGAGUCCAAGACUGUUUUACAGGUCUAGUUUUCUUGCUGCUUAUCUCCACUAUUUAAAGAUUUGAUCUCUGUCUGAGAGGGAGAGGUUUCUUGGGCCCUCUAUGUAUGCAUGUGUACGUAUAAUCGAGAGAAAAAAGAUAUAUUAUAGUAAGUUAUUUCGUAUUAUAUUAGUCAAUCAAUAAUGGGCCGGAUUGAUCGUCAGAUAAACUAUUUCUCUCUUCCAAGAUUCAAGCUCCAACAUCGUAACGUUUUAAAAAAGAUUGUCAAGUAAGUAAAUAGUGUGGCCGGUAUCCAUUACAACUGGAUAACAUCGUCAGUAAAAGAUGGUCAUUUUUUUUAUUCGUUAACCUUAAAAUCGUGAGUCGUGACCGGCCGAAAACUACUUGGUACAAAAGAGGAAACGAGCCUCGCUCUCGGAUAGGGAGGAGGGCGGGAGAGAGAGAGUGAGUGAUGGGAGGCACCGAGAUCUUGGUCCAAGGGCUGCUCCUGCUCUUCGCUCUGGGCAUCUUCUUGGGCCUCCGCUCGAUCCCUAGGCGGGCCCUCUCCGGCCUCCACCGCCGAUCCCACUCCUCCGCCGCCGCCCGCCGCCACUUCUUUCAGGGCGGUCAGCUCCUCGCUCGCGCCCGCUCCGCCCCCCCCGGCGCCCGCGCCACCUCCCUCGCCCGCUCCGCCGCCGACGAGGCCGAUCGCGCCAUCGCCCUCGAACCCCGCGACGCCGCCCACCACAUCCUUAAAGCCCUCGCUCUCGAUCUCCAGGGCCGCCUCCUCCCCGCCCUCCGCGCCCUGGACACCGCCCUCUCCCCGCCAGCCGCCAAGUCCCUCUCCCACCGCGAGCGUGGCGACGCUCUCGCGAAACGCGCCGAGAUCCAUCUCGCGGUCAACCGCCGCCGCCGCCUUGACCAAGCCCUCGCUGAUCUCCUCGAGGCCGUCCACCUCAGCCCCGACAACGCUAGGGCCUUCUCGCUCCUCGGCGAGUGUUACGAGCUCAAGGGGGCGGGGAUGGAGGAGGAAGCCAGGACGGCCUACCAGAACGCGAUUCGGAUCGACGCAUCGCUGGCCUCCGCUCGUGAGGGCCUCCGACGGUUGUCGGACUCUAAAAAGAUGGAGUCUUGAUUCUCGAGUCGAUCAAGGUUUGUAGCACAGAUUUUCUGUUGCUGAGGCAUUUCAGGAUUUGUGAUAUCUUUUCAUCUUUACAACGCUACUUCCAGCCGUAAUAUCUUAGUAUAUGAAAGCUAUCUGCUUAAUAUUUAAAUUUGUAAACUGCUAGUAUUCGAUUUGAGUUGUCAGUAUUUUGAUGUAAAUUGAUCCUUCGUAGAAAUAUAGUAUUUUGUCCUUUGCUGGUGUCAUGGAGUUUAUUGGUCCUUGGUAUUUCAUCAGAAGCCCUAUUUCUUUUGUUCUGUAAAUAAAAUGCCAGCAUGGCAUGUAAGAAAUACUGUUUUCAGAACCCUGAUCAAGUUCUGGUGGUUUUUGUGAAAUUGCAUUUUCUAUCUGUGGCUUCAGAUUUCUUCAACUGGAAUAUAAUAUAUUCUAUGUAUUGCUAUCAGUAUUGCUGGGGAAGUGAUUUUGGGGGUCUGAUCAUAGGGAAUAUAGGGUUCUUAUAAGAUCGAUGAUCACUUUCUUCAUGAUUGUUAUUGAGUGAUAAUGGACAAGUACAGCUUGUUUCUAUUAUCUUGACCGGCCAACAGCAUGCUCUUUUUUGGAAACAAGGGUGAAGGGAGAUAAUCUUGACCACAUGCCUUGAAAUGGGGAAGUAUAAGCAGGGUUGGUUAAUUCACCUAGGUCAAAAAAAGCUAUUGAGGCUAGAUAUUAUGGUUGUAGGCCUAGUAUAUGUAAAUAAUGACUUAAUUCUGGAACCUUUGUUAGCUAUAAAACUAGUAACAAAUGGAUACAGCUGGAGAUAUGCGGUUCUAGAAUUUACAUUGGUGAUAGCAUGGCGACAUAGGGCUGGUUGUUGCUUUACUUUUGUCGUGGGGUUCCAUACAUCAUUAAUGGCUCAGUUUUUUGCUGUGUGAAUAUAAAUGAGUCAUUUAUAUGUAACCUCAUGGAUGUCAUGGAGAAGCCGUAGUAACCAGAAUUUUGUCUGAUUAACACAAUUUUCAACCCUGCAGUAGCACUCAAUUUCAAGAGCUCUGGUUCCUUUAUGCUGCACCAAGUACUCUUGUAGACUCCCUUGUAAUUCAAGCUUCUUCAUAGAUCUUGCCUUCCUAAAAGUGGUUGGGCUUUGCUAGCCGUGUAAUGGCAACCUAUGGGCUUUCCCUCAGAACCUAUUUCCACUUGAUGUGAUAUGUAACACUAGUUUGAUGAACCUUGUUACAGGUGGUGAGGGACCGAGAAAGUAAAUGGUCAAAAGCUAAAAUUAUAAUUUUUUGACAUUCGCUUAUUAACUUAAUCAACAAUUCUGAAGUUACCUCAAUUUGGAAAUCAGCUGGCCUUGUAAUUUUGAGAUCAUUUGGUUAUAACUUACGGCUAAAAUAAGUCUUAUCAUAAACUUGUGAAAUUAAUUUUCUAAUAUCAUUAAUAUCAAUGGCUGAACUUCACUCUUUAAAGAACAACCUUGAAAUUCCUAAUUCUGUACAUAUAUAUAUAUAUAUACACCAUUAUUUGCUUUUGAACCAAUC